AUGGAAAAUCAAACAAUUGUCUCUUACUUUCUGCUCCUGGAAUUCUCCAAAGAUCGGCAUCUGCAGUUUUUACAUUUCUUCUUAUUCUUCAUAUUAUAUCUGGCAGUUACAUCAACAAAUCUUCUCAUCAUCUCUGCAAUAGCUUUUGACCAUCAACUACACAGCCCCAUGUACUUGUUUCUGCUAAAUUUGGCAGUACAGGAUGUGGGCAUUGUUUCAGCCAUUAUCCCUAAAUCCAUGAUAAAUUCUCUCAUGGACACCAGACACAUCUCUUACUUUGGUUGCUUUGCACAAGUCUUGAUCUUUUCCUCCUUUGAAGCUUCUGAUUUAUUCCUUCUGACAGUUAUGGCAUAUGAUCGUUAUGUUGCCAUUUGUCAUCCAUUGCACUAUGAACUGAUAAUGAAUUGGAAAGCCUGCACCAAAAUAGUGGUUCUGGUGUGGGUCACAAGUCUUCUCUAUGGUAUGUUUCACACCAUUGGUACUUUUUACCUCCCUUUCUGUUCUAAUGUUGUCAACCAAUUUUUCUGUGAAAUUCCACACUUGCUAAAACUGUCCUGCUUUGGUUUCAAUCUAGUUGAAGUUGGAUUCCUUGUAGCUAGUAUAAUCACUUUAGGAUUAGGUUGCGUUAUUUAUAUCAUUGUCUCCUACACUAGGAUCUUCAUGGCAGUGUUGAGAAUUCCUUCUGUGAAAGGAAGGCAGAAGACCUUUUCCACUUGUCUUCCCCACCUUACAGUCUUUUCAGUGUUUUUAGUAACAGUGUGCUUGGCAUAUUUGAAACCUCCCUCUAACACCCAAUCUUACCUAGAUUUCACACUAACUGCUCUAUAUUCCUUACUUCCACCCGUGUUUAAUCCAAUCAUCUAUAGCAUCAGAAAUAAGAAUAUCAAAUCUGUUCUAUAUAAAUUGUGGCAUUUCUGA
Molecule: messenger RNA, 918 nt
Organism: Protobothrops mucrosquamatus (brown spotted pit viper)
Lineage: Eukaryota; Metazoa; Chordata; Lepidosauria; Squamata; Viperidae
Product: olfactory receptor 14A2-like
Exons: 1
Coding region: 1-918 (305 amino acids)
Biological process (GO): G protein-coupled receptor signaling pathway
Cellular component (GO): membrane
Molecular function (GO): G protein-coupled receptor activity; olfactory receptor activity; odorant binding
Source: RefSeq, a predicted model, not a curated record